Molecule: messenger RNA, 1560 nt
Organism: Dentiscutata erythropus
Lineage: Eukaryota; Fungi; Glomeromycota; Glomeromycetes; Diversisporales; Gigasporaceae
Source: the annotation of a GenBank genome assembly
AUGCAAAAUAACGACUUAGACUAUGAUUUUGCUUUGCGAUUGCAGCAAUUAGAAUUGCUUAAUAAUGAACCAUUAUAUCGAAAUUAUCAUGAAGAUGAAACCGAUGAGUCAUUUGAAGAAACGUUAAGUGGAAGAACUUCACAUGAUACGACUCCAAUCGUUAAUAACAGACAAGAUGAACGACGAGAUAGUAGUGUCGAAAACGAUUAUGCCAUUGCUAUGCAGUUGCAACAAAUUUUAAACGAAGAAGCAUUAGAGGAAAAUAUGAUUGGCAAGAAUAUUUUUGAGUUUGAAAACUAUGAAACAAAUUCAGAAACUGAAAUUGGCCAUUUCAGAAGAAAUAAUGCAAUAGAAACAAAUCGAGCAUAUAUCGAAAAUCUGGAAGAUGAGGAUGAAGAUGAUUUAGAUCAAGAUCUUAAGACGAUCAUUGCUCAAUUUAAAAAUAAGUUAAUUCAAAAACAUCCGGCUGCACCCAGAAGAAUCAUUAGAUUAUCUUCAAGAAAUCAAUUACUUAUGUUUUCGGAAUUCAUUGAAGCUAUUAAACUAUUUAGAGAUAUAGAUUUUAUACAACGACCAAUGAUUGAAUUUAAACAUGAGCCUGUUGUUGAUGGUGGUGGUGCAUUUAAUGAUACUAUUCGUCAGAUUCUGGACACAUUCAUGUCAUUAGAAAAUCCUGAGUAUGGUGGCAAUGGCCGUCUAUUUACCGGUGAUGAUUCUAAAUUAAUCAGUUCAACUGCUCCAAUAAGCGUUUUGGAUGAACUUAAUAUAUUUGGAGAUAUUUUAUUUUUGGCAAUAGUUAAUGACGCACCAUUCCCUGUAGACUUAGAUAUUAUCUUAUUCAAAUACUGUUUAGACCUUGAAAAUACUAUUACCCUAAAGGAUGUUGAAAGAUUCAACCCUGUAAUGUACAAUCUUGCCAGAGAAGUUUUGAAUGCUAGUCCAGACGUUGAUUUAUCUACCAUUGAUGGUUUUGAUCAAUGGGCUGAAGAUAAAGAAAUAUCUAAAAUACAGAGGCAGGUUUACUCUCGAUCUAAAGAAAAUUUAAGAAAAUUGGCCAAGGAAAUCUGUCAUGAUAUACUAAUUCACAGUCGAAUUAAACAACUUAAUGCUAUAAAACUUAAAUUAAAUAAGUUUGGGUUUUUAAAUGUUCUUAAAGAAAAACAAAUUAAAAUUGAUCAAGUAAAAGAUUACUUUUAUCGAGAGUCAAUAACAUAUGAUGACAUUAUUCGGAAAUUGGUCUUUAGCCCAGCUAAUUUGAGUAGGCGUCAAAAUGCGGUCAAGAAUUGGCUUAUUGAAUGGUUACAAGCACAAAGAAAGGAAGAAUUACAAGAAUUUUGUAAAUUGGUUACUGGUUUCAUUCAUCCACGAGAAGAAAUAACGGUGGCUUUUAAAACUUAUAUUGCUCGAGAAAAUAGAGAAGCUGCUCUUACACCUAGAUUUUCAACGUGUUUUUCCGAAAUGAAGAUCUCUGAAUUUUUUAAUUCAAAACAUGAAUUGUUUGCAAUUAUGAAUGCUCAAGUUAAUAAGGACCUUCAUGACGAUAGAUUUACUGUAGCCUAA